This is a messenger RNA of Pygocentrus nattereri (red-bellied piranha), 4975 nucleotides long. It is a transcript of the gene mapk10, whose product is annotated as mitogen-activated protein kinase 10. Gene Ontology annotation, cellular component: nucleus; cytoplasm. The coding region runs from base 246 to 1649 and encodes 467 amino acids. NCBI's taxonomy places the organism in Eukaryota, Metazoa, Chordata, Actinopteri, Characiformes, Serrasalmidae. The transcript is spliced from 13 exons. Gene Ontology annotation, molecular function: JUN kinase activity; ATP binding. The record is from RefSeq and is a predicted model, not a curated record. Gene Ontology annotation, biological process: JNK cascade; protein phosphorylation.
GACCCAGCCUCCCUCUCUCUCUCUCUCUCUCUCUCUCUCUCCGCCUCCGUCUCUCUAUCAGUCUUUCUUUUUUCCUUCUUUUUAAUCGUCGUCUCUUUGUUUUGCGCCCAUAUUCCCACCGUCAUUUUGUUUUUUAAACCCCCCAGUCCCCCCCACCCUCCUCGCCUGUCCGUCAUGGUCUCUCCGCGAAGCCCGUCGGGAUGUUCUGAGUGAGCGGGACUCGGGCAUCGUCAGGCCGGCGCGGAAUGGUAUUUAUGAACAGACAUUUCUUAUACAACUGCAGUGCUCCAAUCCUGGAUGUGAAGAUUGCCUUUUGUCAGGGGUUUGGUAAACAAGUUGAUGUGUCUUACAUCGCCAAGCAUUACAACAUGAGCAAGAGCAAAGUGGACAACCAGUUCUACAGCGUGGAAGUAGGAGAUUCCACCUUCACGGUUCUCAAACGGUACCAGAACCUCAAGCCCAUCGGUUCUGGGGCUCAGGGAAUAGUGUGUGCGGGAUACGAUGCCGUCCUGGACAGAAAUGUGGCUAUUAAGAAGCUCAGCAGACCCUUCCAGAACCAGACUCACGCCAAGCGAGCCUACAGAGAGCUGGUGCUUAUGAAGUGUGUCAAUCACAAAAACAUCAUCAGCUUAUUAAACGUUUUCACACCACAGAAAUCUUUAGAGGAAUUUCAGGAUGUGUAUCUGGUGAUGGAGCUGAUGGACGCUAACCUAUGCCAGGUGAUUCAGAUGGAGCUGGACCAUGAGAGGAUGUCCUACCUGCUGUACCAGAUGCUGUGUGGCAUCAAACACCUACACUCUGCUGGCAUCAUCCACAGGGACUUGAAACCUAGCAAUAUCGUGGUGAAGUCGGACUGUACGCUGAAGAUUCUGGACUUCGGGCUGGCGAGGACCGCCGGAACCAGCUUCAUGAUGACGCCCUAUGUGGUGACCCGGUACUACAGGGCCCCUGAGGUCAUCCUGGGGAUGGGCUACAAGGAGAACGUGGACAUGUGGUCAGUGGGCUGUAUCUGUGGAGAGUUGAUCAGAGGGAGUGUGCUGUUCCCAGGAACUGAUCAUAUUGAUCAGUGGAACAAGGUGAUUGAACAGCUGGGCACUCCUUCACCCGAGUUCAUGAAGAAGCUGCAGCCCACCGUGAGGAACUAUGUGGAGAACCGGCCCAAAUACGCCGGCCUCACCUUCCCCAAGCUGUUCCCCGACUGCCUGUUCCCCGCAGACUCCGAGCACAACAAACUGAAAGCCAGCCAGGCCAGAGACCUGCUGUCCAAGAUGUUAAUUAUUGAUCCUGCUAAGCGGAUAUCAGUGGACGAGGCCCUGCAGCACCCCUACAUCAACGUGUGGUACGACCCAUCUGAGGUGGAGGCUCCUCCCCCUCAGAUCUACGACAAGCAGCUGGAUGAGAGAGAACACUCCAUCGACGAGUGGAAAGAACUGAUCUAUAAAGAAGUGAUGAACUUUGAGGAGAGAACGAAGAAUGGCGUGGUGAAGGGACAGCCUUCUCCCUCAGGUGCAGCCGUGAACAGCAGCGAGAGCCUCCCUCCGUCCUCCUCCGUCAACGACAUCUCCUCCAUGUCCACCGACCAAACCCUGGCCUCCGACACAGACAGCAGCCUGGAGACCUCCGCCGGACCCCUCGGCUGCUGCAGGUGACUAGCCGCCUGCCUGCGCAACCCCAUGUUCUUCAGAAGGUGAUCGGACCCCCCUCCUCCCCGAACGAGAACAAAAACACGCGCACAGAUUCAGCGCUCCGCGAGAAAACGCUCGAUAUUGUAAUGUGUAAAAACAACGAUAAUUAUUAUAAUAACGACAGUAACAAUAAUAACGAGAUGCUCCACAGAUCUGACGUAUAGUUUCAUGUCAUUUAAGUACUGGGUAACUAAAAACGCCUGCACUGUCAUUCAAAGGAAAAAAGGUAAAAAAAAUAAACAAAUAUAAAUGAUAAGGAUAAAAAAACAUGUAUACUUAUGAAACCCUCACUAGUUGCUUUGCUUUGUACUCCCUUCAUAUGGCAUCUGAAAAAAGAGGCAUCUCUGUGAAGUGUGAUGAUAAUUCUGAUUAUAAUGAUAUUAAUAAUAAUAAUACUGUUAACUGGAUGAUCCCCAGUACUUUGCAAGCUUCUGUGCUCUUUCAGUCGAUGUGGCAAGGUGGGCCUCUGUGUUUAUGACUACUCAAACACCCCCCCCUCCCCUCCCCUCCCCUCCCUGAUGUGAUGGUUUUGUGCCAGACCCUCCAGAAGCAGGGGGUCCCGAUCAGAGGAUUGUGUUUGUGCUGGGCUCCGCCUCGUAAGGGGGGCCACAUGUAACCCUAUCUUUGUAUAUAUGUAAUUGUGUACAGCAGUGAGGCAUCUCGAGUGGGACUGACGGCCAGUAUCGGGAGUUCUCGUGCGCACCUUGCCACAUCUCCGCUUUGACCUUAGUUGCCCUGCCUGUAGUCUUGCAUGACCAGAAAAAAACCGCAAGUGACUGAGCUUAUUAUGACAUAACCCAGUAUAGAAGACCUUCGUCUGUAUACUAUGUAAGUAAACUAAUCUACUGGACGCUGCGAGGCGAACGUCAGGGGUUCUGCUGGUGAAGUGGUCGUAUAUGUUUCUGCAGGAAGCCGUGGGGGGGGGGCAAGCACUGUCGGUUCCGUCCUCGGUGGGUUCUCCCUUCCAUAGACAGCACCCUUCACCGUUUUCCGUUUUUUUAAGGGAAUGUUUCCGUUUCUUAACCUCUGUUUGCUGCGUCUGUAGUUUGGGCUCAGUUUCCACUCAGAACACACAACAGAAAAUCUGAAAUAUAGUCAAGGAAUCUAAAGUUUCUCCUGUUGAGAUUGUCGUGAGCUUAUUUUAAGAUUAUUGGCUGUAUUUCUAAACAAUUUCUACCUGUUUUAAGUAAUUUUAUCGAGGACAAUUAUCUCGUUAUGUUGGCAGAUGGUUGUGCUUGCUUUAGUAAAUGAGCUAAAUGUAUUACUUAAUAAAAUGACCUAAAACAAGCUUAUAAUAAGUGCACAGCCAUCUCAAAAGGGAAAUAUGACAUAGAUUGACUAGAUUUAAGAUCAUCUCUCAUGACAGGGAACCUUUUUUUUCAGUAGAGGCCCAAAGCUUCACUGCAAGAAAAUAGAUCUGAUCAAGUGAAAUGAUCUUAAAUCUAGUCAAUUAUACUAUUAUAAUAUUAUAAGAUUAUCUGCCAAGACAGUGAGAUCAAUUUACUCAAUAAAUGACUUAAAACAAGUAAACAGGUCUAGAAAUAAGUUAAAUAAUCUUAAAUUAAGCUUCCAACACUCUGAACAGGAGAAGCUUUAGUUUUAUUGAGUGUACUGAGGAGCUGAACUCUGUCAGUAAACGUUUGCGUUUGGCGUGUAUUUUGGAAACUCUUUCGACUUUACUGCAAAUAAGGUGUCCUGACCAUUAAAAUGAUCUUAAAUCUAGAAACACAUCUCUCAUUCCUCCGGGCGAGAUUGUUGGAAACUUAUUUCCAAACAUUGUGACUUGUUUUAAGUCAUUUAUCAAGUCAGAUUAUGUCGGCAGAUCAUUUUCCUUUGGAAAUGUUCCUGAGACGGGAGCAGCAGACAGAGAUUAUUCCUUUAUUCCACGCGUCUUGUACUGUUUACCCAGAGCGGCUUGAGUGCACCGUAAGGAUGUGAGUGCAGAGAUUGGAAAACAGCUGUUUGUCUUGCCUUAGGCUGCCUUGCAUGUCACGUCCUCUAACCCUUCCUCUGAUUCUCCAUCACCUCUCAGUGUAUAUAUAUAUAGAUACUCAGUGGAGUCCAAAACUCUAAGACCACAUUAAAAGUUAAAACGGAUAAAAUGAAAAAGAAAUUCUGCUGCAUUUCCAGCUCACUGCUCCAAACCAAGCUGGCGUGUGUGAAGUUGAGCUGUUUGUACUAAAAGCUCAGUGUUUUUAGUCUGAUCUCUUCCAGUGAAGCUGGAGUUCAGACUCUCAGGUGGGUCUGAUCUGCUGAUCAGAGGGUUUGUGGAGUUCAUGCAGCUCGAGUGCACGUUGUAAUUCAAAGCAGAGCAGGGACACACCACCAAAUAGUGAGGGAAGCUAAAAUUCAUGUUCCAAUUUCAAAGAUUCUAAUGCUGGAUUGCGAAAUAGAGGCACCGUCACCAGUGCUGUCAGGCUUUCGGACCCCCACUGAAUGUUUGUAUAUAUAUACACACAUUUGUGAAAAAGGCCUAUUGCCAAAGUACAGAGUCUGUGUAGUCUGUGUAGAGAGCAGAGCAAUUUCAGAAGGGGGCGCCGGGUCAAAGCAUUCUUACCUCAUCCUCUCAGCCUCGCUUUCUAACGGGUUCAUUGCCCCCCACCCCCCCACCCCCAGCCCACAUUAACAGUCAUGUAUUUACGUUUCUCGUCUGAAGGGAAUCCUACAUUUGCUGACUACCUAAAGGAAAAGCUCUGGGUGAGAUGAAGACAUUCUGAGUGAGUUUAUUUAUUUAUUGAAGGUGUUUAUUUUCUAAGACGGAAGCUGAAUCGGGUAGUGCCUUUGAAAUAAUGCAGUUUCCACUUCUUUCAUCGAGAAAAUGACCAUAGCAGUAAAGCGACUGCAGUGAAGGGCAGUUAAGAGUUCAGGUGAGGUUGCCCAGGCGGCGGCUGGGUCAUUUCCCAUCACUACAGCCAAUCUAGAGCUAUAUUAGUACGUCGGCGGUGCCUGGUGUGUCGGGUCUCUUCCCUCCCAACCUCUUAGUCUUAGUAUGCACAUAGUCACCGAAUCUCCAGACCAUGUCCUCCCCCUCUUUAAGAAAAGAGAACAAACCCUCACACAUAAUUGUUGCAUUUCUAAAUGAUGUAAUGUAAAUGAAACCUCAACCUUUAAUCACACGACUGGUGUUUUUCAGUUCUAGACUAAUGAUAAGCCUCAUUCCGUAAAUGUUAUGAAGUACACAGUAAAAAAAAAGGAUCAUAUAAUAUUUAAGUUGUAUGGUUUUGUUUUGUAUCUGUACUUGUCUGAUUUGAUCUGUGUACUAAACCAUUUUAAUAAAGGAAUGAAAUGCA